Symbiodinium sp. CCMP2592 is the source of this 555-nucleotide messenger RNA. The record is from the annotation of a GenBank genome assembly. Lineage: Eukaryota; Dinophyceae; Suessiales; Symbiodiniaceae.
AUGCUCUGCUGUCUUGGAGGCGGAUAUGCUCAUGUGGUGCUGGGCAACGGGGAGAGCAAAGACAAAGCGCUCGCGCUGAACGGGAGCAAGGUUGGCAAGAAGGGCCGCUAUCUCAAGAUCGAGCCUGCCAAGCAGCCGGGUGAAGGCAAGUCCGCUCCUGCGGCAGAGGACUUGGAAGGAAAGCGCCGACUCUUUGUGAAGAACUUGCCCUACAGCGCGACAGAAGACGACAUUGCAAAGCUCUUCGUAAAGUGUGGCAAGGUGGUUGAGAUCAGAAUCCCACACCAAGCCGGAAGGUCGAAGGGCUUUGCCUACGUCGAAUUCGCGAAAGCCAAGGGACUUCAAGCCGCAAUGCUUCUGGACCCUGCCCCAUCGUUGCAAGGACGUAAGCUAUGGCUCGAUGCAGAUUCGGGAAGUGGGCCAAAGGCAGGUUUCCACCAUCGCCCGGAGGCAUUCCAGUCAAAGUUUGGCCCAGCGAAGCCUUCUGGAAAGACGAAGCAGGGUCCAGCUAAAGAUGGGCCCAAGGGCGCAUCGAAGAAAUUGUCAUUAUUCUAG